Messenger RNA from Impatiens glandulifera, 1287 nucleotides. RefSeq lists its product as uncharacterized. The record is from RefSeq and is a predicted model, not a curated record. Lineage: Eukaryota; Viridiplantae; Streptophyta; Magnoliopsida; Ericales; Balsaminaceae. Bases 1 to 1287 code for a protein of 428 amino acids. Gene Ontology annotation, molecular function: deSUMOylase activity. Gene Ontology annotation, cellular component: nucleus. Gene Ontology annotation, biological process: protein desumoylation. The transcript is spliced from 6 exons.
AUGAUAAACAAUGAUGAGAAUGAUGCUUCCGAUGGGUUGGAGAUGAUAAACAAUGAUGCUCAUGAUAUUGGGUUGGAGGAUACUGCUGUUAAUGGUGUGGAGAUCAACAAAGAAAUUGUUGUUCAUGAAAACAAAGAUUCUGCUGUUGUUGAUGAUGAUGCUUAUGUUGAUGGUUUGGAGAUCAACAAAAAAGCUGUUGUUGAUAAUGAUGAAAACAAAGAUGAUGCUAAUGCUGAGUUGGGAAAGAAAGAAUUGGUCACGAAGAAGAACAGGAAGGUGGUUUUGACCAAAAAUAGGUUGCAGCAGUUGGGCAAGAAAAGGAAGAUGGAUGAAGAGGCUGAGUUGGGAAAGAAGAAGGAUGAAGAGGCUGAAUUGGGAAAGAAGAAGGAUGAAGAGGGACAGAGUUUUCGGAGAAAGAAGAGGUCCACACAAUUGGGGAACUACACAGAUCCUAAUGGAAAAUCCUUUAAACUCAUUGAUUCAGUAACUGUCAAUCCUCUUUUAGAUUAUGAUAGUGAACUGUUGGAUGAGUUGAAACAAUGGUUGAAGCUGGAGGAUGAAGACAAGAUAAAUCUGGUUCUUUUCUAUGCUGCAGGACAAAGAGAAAUAGCAGGAAUUGCAUCUGUCGCAGACGACAAUGCAUCUGGCGAGAUAGAUGCAGCAUGUUACAUUCUUAAAAAAAGGGUUGCCAAUUUCCCCAAGACUUAUCAACCGAUGGAUUUUUCAAUAUGUGACUGUAAUGUCUCUACGAGGUUGUCGUUACGUUAUUCAAAGUUCUCCAAAAAUCCACAAACAUACCAAUUCGACGAUGACUUGAUGGAAUAUUUCAGGGGUGAUGAAGGAAAAUUUAUGACUUCUUGGAUGAUUGUAGAUAAGGUAUAUUUCCCUAUGAAUCUGAAUAUGAAGCAUUGGGUCCUGUGUGAGGUGCAACUACAAGAUAUGUGCAUCAAUGUUUAUGACUACGAACAAGGAUUUAUCAAAAAGAAUCAGUAUGACAAGUCCAUGAAACCACUAUAUGAAAUGAUUCCAUAUAUGUUUCUAUUUGGAACGACCGAGUUUGACAAGAUCAAGUAUCCUAAGUUCAGUUUGGAAGGAAUGUCAUAUGUUGUAAUACCACACCCAAGAGUCCCCAAUUGCACGAAGAGUGGAGACUGUGGUCUUUUUACAAUCAUGUAUUUGGAGUACCUUACUGCCAAAUUGGAUAUAUCAGCUGUGACAACAGAAAACAUGGUUUUUUGGAGACAAAAAUGGGCAGUUAGGUUAUUCCACCAUAUAAUAGACCCAUAG